AUGGAUUAUUAUAAAAGAUCAGCGGUUUCCACAGUUCCCAAUGCAUCUGCCUUAAGAAUUGGUAUCAUAGGUCUAUCUGCAGGUAAAGGCUGGGCUGUUAAGACUCAUUAUCCAUCAAUUCUUCAAUUAUCAUCGCAAUUUCAAUUAACUGCUUUAUAUGAUAAGAAUAUCCAAACAGCCUUAGAUACGAUCCAAAAGUUAAAGUUAUCAAAUGCUACUGCAUUUCCAACAUUAGAAGGGUUUGCAGCUUCAACUAACGUUGACAUGAUAGUUAUUAGCAUACAAGCUGCUUAUCAUUUUGAUGUGUUAUUACCAUUGUUGGAAUAUUCUAAAAAAAAUCCAAAUCUUAAAUAUCUAUUUGUGGAGUGGGCUUUAGGUAGAUCUGUUGAAGAAGCAGAGACUAUUUAUAAGGCAGCAGCAGAUAGAGGUUUACAAACAAUUAUCUCUUUACAAGGUAGAAAGUCACCUUAUAUUUAUCGUGCCAAAGAAUUAGUAUCCCAAGGUUAUAUAGGUGACAUUAAUUCAAUUGAAGUUUCUGCAAAUGGCGGUUGGUAUGGUUAUGAAAGACCAUUAAAAUCACCUUCUUAUAUUUAUGAAUUUGGAAAUGGCGUAGAUUUAAUCACAACUACAUUUGGUCAUACAAUUGAUAUGCUACAAUUCGUUACGAGUUCAUAUUUUAGUAAAAUUAACGCAAUGGUUUUCAACAAUAUUCCUGAACAAGAAUUAAUUGGUGAUCAUGGAGUCAGAACUGGUAAAAAGGCCAAAAAGACAGCUCCUGACCAUUUAUUAUUUCAAGGUUCGUUAAUAAAUGGUAAUGUACCUGUUUCUUGUCAUUUUAAAGGUGGGAAGCCAACGAAGAAAUUUACUAAAAAUUUUAUUAUUGACAUCCAUGGCACAAAGGGUGAUAUUAAAUUAGAAGGUGAUGCAGGAUUUGCAGAAAUAUCCAAUUUAGUAUUAUAUUACAGUGGUAUUAGAGCAAAUGAUUUGCCAAUUGCGAAUGGUUAUGAAGUAUACGAUUCAAGUAAAGAAAUUACGGAAGUUUAUCAUUUAAAAAAUUAUAAUGCUGUUGUUGGUAAUAUAUUUCGUUUAUAUCAAUCUAUUGCAGACUUUCAUUUCAACACAAAACAAAUACCGAAUUUUCCUACUCAGUUUAUUAUGCAAGGAUUUUCUUUUCAAGGCUUUCCAACUCUAAUGGAUGCUCUUAUAUUACAGAGGUUAAUCGAUAAUGUACACAGAAGUAGUAUAUCAGGUGUUACCAUGGACGUCACAAACAUUAGCAAUUUUCCUUGA
Messenger RNA from Henningerozyma blattae CBS 6284, 1290 nucleotides. RefSeq names its product Gfo/Idh/MocA family protein. The coding region runs from base 1 to 1290 and encodes 429 amino acids. NCBI's taxonomy places the organism in Eukaryota, Fungi, Ascomycota, Saccharomycetes, Saccharomycetales, Saccharomycetaceae. The transcript has a single exon. Gene Ontology annotation, molecular function: nucleotide binding. The record is from RefSeq and is a predicted model, not a curated record.